AUGGAGAUUAAGCUAGAUGUUCUUAUCUCUACAUGUAUCAAGCAAAGAAAACCAUGGCCUCGCAUCUCAUGGAUUGGACAGGAAAAAGAGGCUAUUUUUCUUCUAGAUGAUAAACAUAUAAAUGAAAUUAACCUGGCAUCAGGGAAGACAAAGAAGAAAAUCCCUCGGCUGCAGUCAUUGUUGAAAACUGUAGUUGUUUUAACAACAUCAACAAAUGGUGCUUGGUUGGCAGGAAUACUUACAACAGGAGAGCUAUUUCUUUGGAAUAAAGAUCAGGACUGCUUGAAAACUGUGCCAGCAAUCGAAGAGUCUAGGAAAGUAGUUGCAGCAGCACAAGAAUGUUUAAUGAGAUUGUACUUGUAUGUAUCUGGAGAUGGCAGAAAGGCACUAUUAGCUACUCCUGCAGCAUGUGUCUUUUUGUGGGAGAGCACAGAAAAUGAAAAUACUUCCUCUUAUAAAAAUUCUUGUGGGCGCUGGACACAAAUUUUGCCUGAUGAGUCGGUCAUGUUGCCUUCUACUGAAGAAAAAGAAAUUGGAGUGCAUGCUGCUUUCAUACAAAACGAGACACUGGGUGAUUGCUGUUUGUACUCCUUUGUGUUUUACUCUGGAGAAUGUUUGGUCCUCACAUUUUUGAUUCUUCGAUGGCAUGAAAAUAGCUUUAAAUACGUUAGUUCUUUGCCAUACCAGAUCCACUGGGUACAGCAGACUUGUUCUCUUGUUAAUUUGGUUCCUCAGUGUGUGUCUGUAAAGUCAAGAGGAGCUUUGCUAUGUGCAUUUGCAGGAGACGGACUUCUACUUGCGGUAGCUGUUAAUCAAACUGAUCCAAAGGCAACUCAGAUUUUGUUUUUAAACACACUGAAUUUUGUAACUGUUUCGGGUAGCCUUAAAGGUUGUAGUAGCAAGAAUAGCAUGGUCCCAUCCAAGUUUAUCAGAUCUUACUGGGUUGGUGAUAUGAGUUGGACUCCUGAUAACCUUUUCUUGGCUUGCAUGUUAAAACGUGGAUCUUUGAUUUUAUUUACAUGUAUGGGUGAAUUGCUGACCUUGAUUACUUCUGGCUGCUCUGUAGAAUUUGGACCAGCAGAGUUUAUUCCUUUUCAUCCACUAAUAACAUACAGACACCAGCACUCUUUUUGUCAAGACUCUAGUCACUCUCUUGGUUCUUCAGCUUCUGAAAGUGAUCUUACAAGACAGAGAUUCUCUGUUGCUUCACAUUCAAGAUUACCCUACCUUAUCGUCUCUGAUGGAUACAUGAUAACACUGCUUAGAUUUCAUAACAACCUUUCGCCAUCAGGAUUUAUAAGAUCUCUUUUGCUUGAUUCGACCCAGCGGCUCGAAAAUAUCCGUCGGAAUUUGCUGAACUCCAAGUCUAAAGGGAGACCUGUGUGUUUACGAUCACUGUUGUCUUUAAAAGCUAGUCUUUUAAAACACGCUCAAAACCAAAGUUCCAUCUUUUCCACCAUUCCGAAAUUCCUGGAAGAGGACACAACGGAAGAUUAUGAAGAAGAAUCAGAUGACGAAAAGCACUUUUGCAAUAGCCCUUCCAGCUUCUAUAGCCAAAGAAUCCAUUCAUUUGUUGGUAAAGCUGAUCAAGGCCACUUAGAUUUUGCGUCGAUGUUUGAUACUAUCCAUGCAGAAGACAAUACUGAAGAGAAAGAUAAAUUAUCAGUAGAACUAUAUUCCAUUCAGAAAAACCUCCUUGCUUCAUGGCAGAUAGGGAUUUCAAAAAACAUUGAAGAGAAAGAUACAUUGCUGAAUUACACAGUCAACUGCAUUAUCCAUUUUUUCAACAUUGUUCAGUUUGUGAAAUGUUCUGUCCUAAACCAGGAUGCAUCUUUAAACAAGUCUGUGAAGAAUACUCACUGGAUGCAUUGUAUCCUAAAAUAUUUUCAGCAGUAUUUAACUGUCCUGUAUUGGCAUUCGAGAGCCAGUCUGAUGGGACACAUGGCAAAGCUGACAUUACAAACUUUAAAACUGAUGCUUAUAGAGCAACAAGAUCAGUUGUUCUCAAAAAACCUUUUGGCAUGCUUCUCUCUUUUGAAAAUGAUUUCUCACACUCUAAGUAGCAUGUGCGUACUACAGUAUGAGAAUUUUUUUGCGUCUCCUCAUGGUAAUGCUCUUGUGGAACUUGACUCCCUCACUGUGCCUGUUUUCCUAGUUCUUGAUGAGAGUACUACUCAGCAAUUCAGGUCGCUGAAAUCUCUGCUUAGAGAGCCUCCCCGAGCAGCAAACCAUGAUGCAGAAACAGAAAAAAG
Cariama cristata (Red-legged seriema) is the source of this 2252-nucleotide messenger RNA. It is a transcript of the gene CPLANE1, whose product is annotated as chromosome unknown open reading frame, human C5orf42. The record is from RefSeq and is a predicted model, not a curated record. Gene Ontology annotation, molecular function: protein binding. Gene Ontology annotation, biological process: cilium assembly. Gene Ontology annotation, cellular component: ciliary transition zone. Lineage: Eukaryota; Metazoa; Chordata; Aves; Cariamiformes; Cariamidae. The transcript is spliced from 11 exons. The annotation marks the transcript as partial.